This is a messenger RNA of Paecilomyces variotii, 2040 nucleotides long. RefSeq lists its product as hypothetical. Bases 272 to 1858 code for a protein of 528 amino acids. The transcript has a single exon. The record is from RefSeq and is a predicted model, not a curated record. Lineage: Eukaryota; Fungi; Ascomycota; Eurotiomycetes; Eurotiales; Thermoascaceae.
CUGUCCAUUCGUGGCCGCACUUACGAGAUCAGACGUACACAAUUAUACUCAAUGAAUUUCAUAAAUAAUAGCCUCUAUCCAAUACUUUGACAAUUUCGACUUAUCCUUCCACUGGACUCAAGCCCCUACUGCUUGACUCCUGCGUUCGCUUUUUAUAUCGUCAUCUUUUACUUUGAUUCUAUAUAUUAGGCAACAACAUGUCACAUGGGAACCGUGGUCGACUCUUAGCAGAAUCAGACCUCAUUCAGAGCCAUCCAGCCCAACUGUCGACAUGGCUGAAUUUCCACGACAGCAAGACCUCACAGAGGAAGUAAGAGACCUCGAAGCGGAUUUUGCUGAUGAGACGAUGAAGCCAAGCGUGCCACCACCUCGCCCGACAUCCGAAGGCAUUUCUGAGCUCCUGGCAGCGGUUUCUAAACUCGAGAAACGCGACCAUAUACAGGUCGAGUCCAGCCGCAGGGAAGCAAAUCCUCUCACUAGUCCAUCUUAUCCUCCGAUAGGGGCUCCAAAACGAGUCGCAGAGAUCCUAGAUUCCCUCGCCAGUCUGUCAGUUUCUCAGCCGAAGCAUGAAGUGAUUGCGGUCGCAUUACGCGUGGAUUCAAGGUCUCACUCAAUGGAACUUAUCGUAUCUGGCAAUUCAGAUAUACUUUCAUCUACGCUAAAUCAUUUGAGAUUCAUAUGGACGGCAUUGAAAGCUCUAUCCGACUUCAUGUACGCCAACAAGCAACCAGGUCUCCAGGAUACAUCGCCUAAUGAGAAGACAAAAGACCCGGCCUUUCGAGCUAUUGUGGCUGAUUUCAAUCAUCGCUGUCUGGAAUUCACAUUCGCAAGGCUCCAGCAGAAAGUCAAUGGGAAAUUUACACAAUUUAUGAGCAUUCCAACAGCUGGUCUACCUUCAGAUCACCCCUUCAACUCUCUCAGAGAGACUCUUUCAUAUCUCGAACGUAUCUUUACGAGAAAGGAGGGAGCUAUAUACGGAAAGCCUCAUCAUGAUGACACAGACAACUGGAGACUGAUGUACAGCUGCCUGAGAGCUUUCUCACAAGCCUCGGGUCAAUUCUUGCGUGCGGGCGGUUUUCAGGGGAAAGAUAAGACGCGUGCCCUUGGGUUCCUGAAACUCCACACUUACAUUCAAAAGAUCGCUUCGAUAUUCAACAACAUCGAUAUAUUAGUGAAAGCCGCCAUAUCACCGAGAUCUCGGACCCUUUUCACGUGCAACCUGAGCGUCACUCCACUUGCAAAGCUAUCGGGUAGGCUGCCUCAUAUCGCUGAAAACGCCAGCGACUGGAAACGUGUGCUUGAAGAAUCUUUGGCAUACUAUAACAUGUCCAGCGAUCCUACCGAUCUUACCGGGGCAAGGCAAGUUCUCGAUCUGAAGGUCAUAGACGCAGACGCCACAUACAUGGCUCGGGAAGCCGUCUCCAAGGACGUUAUCGUCCACUGCGAAACGAGGUUGUUGGCAGCAAUCGAGAAAGCCCAGAACGAACGUGGGAACAUACCCAAGGCUUUCACGUACAUAGGCGUAUCCAAAUUGUCUUGCCACGGGUGUGCAUGCUUCUUUGCAGCUUACAACCGUGUACACGGAACAUCAUGGCGGACGAAGGCGAGUCAUGGGAAAUCAUACUAUCCAUGGAUGUUCCCACCAGUCGUCCCAGGAAAGGAUCAAGUUCUCACAGCAACCUACGCCAUUAUUUCCGCGAAAUGGGUCACUUCUUACAGAGGCUAUCGACAUAGGUUCGUGCCGUUAGUUGCUGUUGCUGAUUCUACCGUACGCGUGCCAGCACUCGAAUACUACGAUGAGGAGGAUCAGACUCCGGCUGAUAUAGAGGCGUUGAGAGAGAUCGUCAGGAACUUAUAAUAAUGAUAAUACUAGACUGUCCUUUGAACUAACUCCCUGGCAUCGCUCGAGUUCGAAGGACUCAUGUGGUAUCAUGCCACAAACAAUGAGCCAGAGGAUGAAGAAGGUUUCCCCCUCAAACGCAGACAUUAUUACCCCAACUGAGAGUAUGCUUAAAGGCUUUCAGGAGCGCCAGGCGUGGU